AAUCACAAUUGCUUAUUUAUAAGUAAAACUAUCACACAUUUAGAAAAGGAUACUUUCAGGGAGUCUUGUGCUCGUCUCUUCAGCCAAAUAAAGAAAACUCUUACAAAACAUCUUGUUCCUGCCUUAUCAACAUCCCAAUUAGAGAAACUCCUUCAAAAGAAGGGUCAACUAAAGAAAAGAAAGAAAUGCAGACCUUGAACUCCGAGAAAGAAAUUUAUAUGCUCUACUAAUCUAGACUGAAGGAUCUACUAAUCUUUAUUACAGGGAGAAGCAGUAAGUAGCAUCAAUGUCAAUAUAAAGCACUCGUCUAUGCAUGUUGAAAUCAAUCUCUCUGAACUAAGAGGGUAUGAGAAACACGUUAUUGUGGAACUGAUCAAAGAGAAAAGUGACAAAUCAUCAAGUGAGGCUUUGCAGUGCAAUCCUGAUAAUUGUAGAGGUACUGCAAGAAUUCUUUUCAACGAAAGUAAUUCUACAACAUCAAAUGCCAGACAGAAUGAUUUUCCUUUCUUUAUUCAUACUUAUGCAGCCAUAAUUCUCUACGAGGUGGACAAACUUCCAACUGAAGCCCUACUCUAUAUCAAGUGGCUUUUAGAGCGGUAUAAAGGGUGUAAUAAGCUCUUCUUUUGCUGUAGCGAUGCCUCAAAGAUCCAUCCAUUAACUUCACUUUGCACUCUUGUUCAGCUCCUACCGCCUUCUACUGAAGAAAUUAUUAAAGUACUGGAAUUCAUAGCACAACAGGAGGGAAUUACGUUACCACACCAGUUGGCUGCCAAGAUUGCAAAAUCCUCCAAGAACAACCUAAGACAAGCCAUACGCUCAUUUGAAGCAACCUGGCAAUUCAAUUCUGUUCUGAAAGAAAAUCAAGAAAUCAUGAUAGGGUGGGAAGAUGACAUAGCAAAAAUUGCUAGAAAUAUAAUAGACGAGCAAAGCCCAAAACAGUAAGUUUUGUCAUACUGACUUGUAAGCUUUGUGAUUUUGAAAGUUGUAUACGACUUCCACAUAAUACAACCUACUAGUACAACAGGUUACCUAAAACUAGAAAACCUGACCAUGAGGAUCAUUACAUGUUCCAGGCUAUACAAUAUCCGUGGAAAGCUCCAGAACCUUAUAGAGCACAAUGUAUCUCCAGAGUUCAUAUUUGAAGUAAGAAGUUCAAUGCCCUUACCUGUGCCACUCCAUUACUAAAGGUGCAACUCUAACUAGUUAUCUUUUUUGCAGACUCUAGUGAAAGAACUCAAAAAGAACUUGGAUGAGCAAUUACAGAAACAGAUUGACAAUCUACACGAGAAAUACAAUGUAUAGACUCGAGGUUAUCGGUUACUUUUCCUAUCCUAAUAGUUCCAUUUGCAGUUCAAAAAAAAAAAAACAAUAGCCAGGUGUGGCUUUGAUAUUUUUGCAGAAAAAUGAUGAUUGCGAGAAGCAUUAUGCCCCUGCACCAAAUCGACAGGAGGAAAUGGGUAAAAGACUCAAUGAUCCAGUCAGAAAGACUGUGCAGCAAUUUAUGAGAAUAGAAGGUAAGAAAAUCUUGCAACAGAAACUAAGUAUCCAUAUUAUUGUAGCAUAAGGCCAGUUAUUUGAUUGCUCACAUGACGAAAGUUUAUCAAGGAAAUUGGUGCAUAAAUAAAAGUAAAAAGGUCUGAUGAUAAUUUCUGCUAUUCUUGUCCUUUAGAAGACCAACCUUGAACACUACUACUAAAAACUGCAAAAGGAAAGCUUAACUGUCCUAAAAACAGAUCGUUAAGUUUCAUAGUCAAUGUUUGGAGCGAAAUUCAACAGAACAGUGAUUUUUUUCUUAUGGUAAAUAUCAAAUCACAUGGUUGACUAAGGGCAAAUCCCCUCAAGUUAGCAAAAGAAAGUGCUUAUGCUUUCACUGGUCUUCUCCACCCCCCACUGCUUAGGGGUCAAAUGUUUAUCUCUCUAAUGUUCAUCGA
Coffea arabica (coffee) is the source of this 1931-nucleotide messenger RNA. The record is from RefSeq and is a predicted model, not a curated record. Lineage: Eukaryota; Viridiplantae; Streptophyta; Magnoliopsida; Gentianales; Rubiaceae.